AUUUUCAACGAGAUUCGCAAUACUACUCUGGCGACAAGAUGUUGGCCUUGAACUUUUCCAUCAAUGUUUACAAACAGCAGCAUCUUUGUGAAAGAGUAUGCAUCUCAUCUCUCAUAGCGAUCAUCCGGUUUCGAAUAUGUGCCUCAAACUGAGCUGCUUUCGAGCUGGAACGAAUGGCGACAGCGAAGAUAAGCUCAACCAGAACCUAGACCCGAGUGGAGGGGCACUUAAAAACGAACGGACACCACGCAGUGGCAUACUUCCAAUCAUCUAUCGCCCGGAAUAUGGUGUAAGAUUUUGCGGUCUCCAAAAGUUGCAUCCAUUCGAUGCGGCCAAAGGAAAACACAUCUACAAACUACUAAAAGCAGGGAAUCUAAUCCUUAGCGAUGAUGAUGUCUCUAAACCCGUCGAGAUCGGUACAGAUGAUCUAUUGGAAGUGCACACCAAACGCUAUAUCGGAAGCUUGAAGUGGAGCGUCAACGUAGCCAAGAUAGCCGAGAUCCCGCCAUUGAUUUUUGUGCCAAACUACAUAGUUCAACGGAGUUAUCUACGUCCAAUGCGUUAUCAAACGGCUGGAUCGGUUUUGGCUGCAAAGCUUGCUCUGGCUUCGCCCACUGGGACAGGUUGGGCCAUCAAUUUGGGAGGGGGAUUUCACCACUGCAGUGCUGACCGCGGAGGAGGUUUCUGUCCUUACGCUGAUAUUACCAUAACCGUUAAAAUGUUGCAGUCCAGCGGAAAAGGCAUAGAGCGUGUUUUAAUUCUAGAUUUAGAUGCCCAUCAGGGUAACGGUUACGCCAGAGAUUUAAUGGAUGACAGUAGCGUGUUUAUAAUGGAUAUGUACAAUUAUCGAAUCUAUCCGAAGGAUCAAGAAGCCAAACUAGCAAUUCGGAGAGCCGUUGAGCUAAAGCCACACACUGAAGACAGCGAGUAUUUGCAGAAGCUACGAACCAAUUUGACCAGGUCGUUUACAGAGUUUAGACCGAAUUUUGUAGUGUACAAUGCUGGUACGGACGUUUUGAAAGGUGAUCCACUCGGUAUUCUUGACAUUACACCGGAAGGAGUUAUCGAACGGGAUGAAAUUGUGUUUGAGAUGGCACGGGCAUGGCACGUUCCGCUGAUAAUGCUGCUGAGUGGGGGAUAUCUACGAAGUUCCGCGCGAGUUAUUGCUGAUUCGAUUCUAAAUUUGAAUGAGAAAGGUCUCCUGCCAGUGUACCAGUGAG
This is a messenger RNA of Topomyia yanbarensis, 1220 nucleotides long. RefSeq names its product histone deacetylase 11 (gene HDAC11). The transcript has 3 exons. The record is from RefSeq and is a predicted model, not a curated record. Gene Ontology annotation, molecular function: histone deacetylase activity. Lineage: Eukaryota; Metazoa; Arthropoda; Insecta; Diptera; Culicidae. Bases 98 to 1219 code for a protein of 373 amino acids.